Ostreobium quekettii is the source of this 1389-nucleotide messenger RNA. The record is from the annotation of a GenBank genome assembly. NCBI's taxonomy places the organism in Eukaryota, Viridiplantae, Chlorophyta, Ulvophyceae, Bryopsidales, Ostreobiaceae.
AUGUGGCCUGUGGGGCGCGCAUUCGUCAACGUGGCCGUGGUGACUCUGCUGCUCAUCUGCUUUGCACUGCCGACCAGUGCCACACCGAGGAUACUGCUGCAGUCCAGUGGUGUUGUCAAUGACAUCCAGGAAACAACUGAUGGUGACACAAGCAGAAAGUGGUGGAUAUAUGUCAUAAUCCCCUUUGUGUCGGGUUUUGUGGGCUAUAUAACGAACAUCAUUGCUAUCAAAAUGGCAUUCGGCCCCACAGAAUUCUGGGGCUGGAAGCUGUGGCAGCCCAAAGGUCAGCCGUUUGGGCUGUUUGGAUGGCAGGGCAUAGUGCCUGCCAAAGCCUCGGUAAUGGCUGGGCGCCUUACAACGCUCUUCACAACGAAGCUCUUCAGCGUGAAGGAAAUCUUCAGCAGGGUUGACCCUGCCGUUGUGAGCAAGCUGUGUGAGCCUGGAUCAGUGGCGAUUUCUAAAUCCACAACAGAUGAAAUUGUCAAGACACUUUUCCCGGCAGUGUGGAGUGCCCUCCCAAAAUAUGUCAAAGAUGAGGUGAUCGACUUAGUCUACAAGGAGUCGUCCUCGUUCAUCACCAUCUUGAUGAACAACCUCAAGGAGAAUAUCACAAAUGUGCUGGAUCUGACUGCAAUGUCUACACGGCUUGCAGAAGAGAAUAAACGGAUCGUCAUAGACAUGUUCCUGGAGGUUGGGGAGAACGAGUACCGAUUUGUUGAGCUGUCUGGCCUUGUAUUUGGCUUUAUUUUUGGUCUCUUUCAGACGGCCAUAUUCUUCUUUUGGGACAAUGAGUGGGUGCUACCAGUGGCAGGUUUGCUGGUCGGCUGGGUCACCAAUGUGCUGGCCCUUAAAUUGAUUUUUCAACCAGCCGAGCCGCACAAAAUCUUUUGCUUCACGAUUCAAGGAGUGUUUCUCAAGAGGCAGAAAGAGGUAUCCGUACAAAUUGCGGACCUGGCAACAAAAUGGUUUCUGACGCCAGAGAUCAUAUUGGGAGAAAUUAUGAAUGGCUCGAAGAAAGAUGCCUUCCAUGAGAUGCUGGAUGCGGUGUCGUUCGAGUACGUGGACCGCGUGGCAAACCCGUUGGAGAAGAUGGCAGCCAGCGUGCUAUUCGGACCAGAGGGGAUGGAAAAAUUGAAGGCCACCGUCGCCGCGACUGUGAGAUCAGAGAUCCACACGGUGCUGCCCCUGUGCUCGAGCCACGUGGAGCAGGCGCUUGAUCUGAAGCAGACCAUGCUGGUGGCCCUGCAGCAGCUGCCUGCAACCGACUUCAUCGGAAUCUUGAGGCCCGUGUUCCAGGAGGACGAAGUGAAACUCAUUGCGGUGGGCGCCUUGUUGGGAAUGCUGGUGGGGUUCAUUCAGCAAUGGGGGCUAUUCGCAUACAUUGCCUAG